CGCCGCAAUGUCUGUCUUCAUCUCGACAUCUUCUCUAUUGCUGGUCCUCGGUCUUGUUCCCGGGAUCGUGUCUCUUGACAAUGGGCUAUCCCGAACGCCAGCAAUGGCAUUCAAUGGGUACAAUGCAUUUGCCUGCGAUGGCACUGAGGACCAAUACCGCUCGAUGGCGAAAAAUCUCGUCGACUUGGGCCUUUUUGCCCUAGGCUAUGACACAUUGGGCAUUGACUGUGGAUGGCAAGCCAAGAACCGAACGUCGGAUGGCAAAUUCGCGUGGGACACGACGCGUUUUCCCUCCGGUAUUCCUGCGCUCUCGAGCUAUGUGCACGACCUCGGCCUCAAGUUUGGGCUGUACAGCGAUGCAGGCUAUUAUGCGUGCGAUUUUGUCGGCGGGUCUGCGCAUUUCAUUGGCAGCUUGGGGCAUGAGGUGGACGACGCAAAUUCGUUUGCAGAGUGGGGCGCUGAUUAUCUCAAGUAUGAUAACUGCUAUGCAGUCAGCGCGACGGAUUUCGUAGACUACAAUCCAUCGUUUUCUCUCCAGCCUCACUACACCGCUAUGCGGGACGCACUGAACGCCACUGGCCGACCUAUUGUCUAUUCUGUCUGUGAAUGGGGCGUCCAAGAUCCGGCGAGAUGGGCAGCGCCUGUAGGGAACUCUUGGCGCAUCUCAAAUGACAUCGGCCCGCCCGCGUCCUGGGAUAACCUGUUCCGCAUCAUCAACCAAGUCGUUCCUAUCACUGGAUUUGCAGGCCCAGGAGCAUGGAACGAUCUCGACAUGCUGGAAGUUGGCAAUUCGGGGCUCACGAUUGACGAGCAGAGGACGCACUUCGUCUUUUGGGCUGCGGCCAAGUCUCCCUUGUUGAUCUCGACGGAUUUGACCAAGAUAUCGAGCGACGCGCUUGCGAUCCUCAAGAACAAGAACAUCCUCGAUCUUCACGGAGAUUCCUUGGGGAAGUCGAUAGGGUUCGGACGGCGCUAUACGAACGAUCACGACGUGUGGUACGGACCCUUGGCAGACGGGUCUACGGUCGCAGUCGUCAUCAACCUGCAGAACUCUUCUAGGAGUCUGACGUUUUCGUUGCCGGAUGUCGGCUUCACAUCGGCGUCGGCGGUAGACCUGUGGACUGGUGCCCAUCUGGGCACGCUCAACACUUCGUAUACGAAGACAGUCGCAGCCCAUGGAUCUCUGGCUCUCAGACUAUCCUCCGGCGUAGCCGCUUCUGCGCCUUCGUACACAUACUAUCCUGCAUCCGCCUCCAACACGAUUCUAUCAGGCGGCGCCAGCACCCGAGUAGUGAACGGCACCGUCACCGUCGUCGGAUUCGUCGGGAACGGGGCCACGCUGACCUUCCACAACGUCACCGGGGGCACGACGGGCGGGAGCAAGCUCGUCAGCGUCGACUACAUCAACGCGGACUUCACGAUGUCCAACACCGCGUGCUCCAACUGCCGGAACGCGUACGUGAGCGUCAACGGGGGCACCGCCGUGCAAGUGCAGUUCCCGAUCUCGGCACAGAGCUGGGACAUCGAUUAUUCAGGGUACGUCGUCGAGCUGGAUGGGUUCGUAGCGGGGGCCGCGAACACCGUCCAAUUCGGGAACCCAAGCGCAUGGGCGCCCGACUUUGUUCGCAUCGGGAUCGCGGCAUGAUUCGAAGGGGAGGUGCGAUUCUCAGCUAAGUUUACAGUAUGGAUGGAUGGAGGGCCGGACGUUCACAUCCGAAAAUGUAUCCCCGUGUCACUGUUAAAAAUACCUCGAUUUCGCCGUUCGGUUCGAGGCCUGUGUAGAGACACGAUGACGAGCAGACAGGUCUACAUAUGAAGCUAUGAAGCAUGCAUUUUUUACCGCUGGA
Messenger RNA from Heterobasidion irregulare TC 32-1, 1847 nucleotides. RefSeq names its product glycoside hydrolase family 27 protein. The transcript has 13 exons. The record is from RefSeq and is a predicted model, not a curated record. The coding region runs from base 8 to 1645 and encodes 545 amino acids. Gene Ontology annotation, molecular function: hydrolase activity, hydrolyzing O-glycosyl compounds. Lineage: Eukaryota; Fungi; Basidiomycota; Agaricomycetes; Russulales; Bondarzewiaceae. Gene Ontology annotation, biological process: carbohydrate metabolic process.